Messenger RNA from Cloeon dipterum, 940 nucleotides. Its product is annotated as glutathione S-transferase 1-like. The coding region runs from base 173 to 823 and encodes 216 amino acids. The record is from RefSeq and is a predicted model, not a curated record. Lineage: Eukaryota; Metazoa; Arthropoda; Insecta; Ephemeroptera; Baetidae. Gene Ontology annotation, molecular function: glutathione transferase activity. The transcript has 6 exons. Gene Ontology annotation, biological process: glutathione metabolic process.
CGCACCGCCAUUGGCUGUGUCGGCGUUCUCCAGAGGAGGCUUCGGCGGCGUCGGUGCUCACAGCUACUUUAGGAGAGGAAAGGGCCCCCUCUCGGCCCAGUACGUUGCAGCCAUCCUAAGUGAGAGCAUCUCUUCUAUACCGGCUUCGUCAGAUUAAUUCGCAGAACCAAAUAUGCCCAUCGACUUGUACUACAUUCCCGGCAGCGCCCCUUGCCGCGCCGUCCUCCUCGCCGCCAAGGCCGUCGGAGUCGAGCUCAACCUCAAGUUGACUGACCUGAUGGCCGGCGAACACCUCAAGCCGGAGUUCAUCAAGCUGAACCCACAGCACUGUGUGCCCACCAUCGACGACAAUGGCUUUGCUCUGUGGGAGAGCCGUGCUAUCUGCACCUACCUGGCAAACCAGUAUGGAGGCAACGAGUCGCUCUACCCCAAAGACCCCAAGAAACGUGCCGUUGUGGACUCGAGACUGUAUUUCGACCAGGGCACUCUCUACCAGAGAUUCGCUGAAUACUAUUAUCCAGUUAUGUUUGGCGGUGCUCCCUUCGAUGAGGCAAAGCUGAAGAAGCUGGAAGAGGCCUAUGAAUAUCUGGACAAGUUCCUCGAUGGUCAGGAUUGGGCCGCCGGAAGCGAGAUGACCUUGGCUGAUAUUUCCUUGGCUUCGUCUGUUUCUACUGCUGAGGUUGUUGGUUUCGAUCUGUCCAAAUACGCAAAUGUCACCAGCUGGCUGAAAAAGUGCAAGAGCACUCUGCCUGGCUACGGUGAUGUGAACCAGCCUGGUGUGGAAAUGUUCAAGGAGAUGUUUGACAAGUUGACCAAGAAAUAAGCAUUUUGUGUGAAAUUAAUACACCGACCAUCCCAGUAUACUGAUUGAUUGUAUGUUAAGGAAGACCUAUUUUAUAUUUUUGGCACAAUAAAUUAUUUGGAGCAAUAAAAUGUCAAA